Polychytrium aggregatum is the source of this 3477-nucleotide messenger RNA. RefSeq lists its product as uncharacterized. Gene Ontology annotation, cellular component: fibrillar center. The record is from RefSeq and is a predicted model, not a curated record. Bases 256 to 3249 code for a protein of 997 amino acids. Gene Ontology annotation, biological process: transcription by RNA polymerase I. Gene Ontology annotation, molecular function: RNA polymerase I core promoter sequence-specific DNA binding. The transcript is spliced from 10 exons. Lineage: Eukaryota; Fungi; Chytridiomycota; Chytridiomycetes; Polychytriales.
UGUCUGGUUGGAUCGCAGAUCGAUACUGGCCAGCUCGCACCAUUGCGUCUGACCCUGCCCUCGAACGCAGCUCAGUGGAUCCUCGGCCGCCAUCUCGAGUGUCGGCUGUCUCAAGGCGAUUGUUGCUCCGUGCAUCCUAUCGACCAAGCUUGGCUCUUGCUAAUCGCCAUCGAGCACCCCCGGAUCCCCUCACCGAUCAGCGUCAAGUCAGCGGACCCCCUUGAUUGAUAUCGCCACUGCCUGGCGCUGCGUCGCAUGAGCCUCUUUGACAUCCAGACCUUCGGGCUCCCCAGCACCGCCGGGCCAUGUCAAGACGGGCUCGUGGGCAGUGUUGCCGCUCUUGAGUCCAACGGAUCGGUUGAGCUGCAUUUUACGGGCGAUAAUCGAAAAGAUGACUACAUAUCCACCAGUCCGAUGAUCAAGAUCCUGCCAAGGACAAGCAUCUGGGAUCCACUCCCGAAACGGUUCCUCGACCGACCCAUGCUGAAAACCCGGUAUAUUCGGACUCAGAUCAAGAGCUUUCAGGAUAGAUUCGCAGAAGACUAUAUACCCACGCCGAUACUUAUCGACUUGCUCCGCGAUAACCUGGAGAGCGACGACACCCUCGAGAAACAAGAUGUGCUCCAAGGCAACGCAGUCGAUGUCCUUGGCGACCCGGGAUCGUCAGAUGGCUCGCAUUCCUGUCACCUUUUGUAUCCGCACGGAGAACUCUUGAACCAGAUGCAUGCCCUGCCGAUUGAGCCUUCGACUCGGGGUAGUCCACUGCGGCUCGCCGACUUCCAUGCGCGCCCUCCGGUGCUCAAGUUCAAGACACCGAUCCGACAGAUUCUUGUGCAGCGAACACCUGGAUCCGUGCCUCUCACCGCUGUUAGAACAUACGGAUCGACCGCCAUCGCUCGACGCAGCUCUGAGAGCCUGGAUGACUGGACAGUGAUCGACUAUGCCACCCUUGAUGAAGAGGCGGCCCAUGUUGCCUUCAGUCCCGUCAUCGCACGCGAAUCGGCAAUACUGUCUAGAUCUGGCUGCCUCUACAUAUGGGACAUGAACCAAUCCCGGAGAAUCAAGUACUCGGCCGUCGAGGGUAGUCUCAUGAAGCGGGAUGGCUGGAAGAGUCUAGAAUAUGGAUCGCAUCCCAGAUCGGUGCUGGUGGCAUCGGCAAGUACAUUGCGGGCAAUCGACUUGCGGACACCCCCCACCUCGGCCUCUUCCAACAUGAUUAUGAGCUUCCCGCACGACAAAAUCACAUGCUUCAAGCGGCACCCAUCAUACUCCUUCCAGACCACGCUUGCGACCGAGUCCAGGCUGGUUGUCAUCGACGAGCGAUACACCAAGGCUCCGCUGCUUGUCUGGGCACACAGCUACCCAAAGGACGAUCCAAUCUCGGGGAUGCAACUUUAUCAGACGCCGCCAAACCCGCAUGAGGUCAAGACUCGAGUCAUCAUGUGGAACCGUCACGGCGCCGACAUCUCGACGAUAUCCUACGGCAUGUCGCAGGAACAGACCGACCCUUUCGUGGCUGGCAGAUCGACGGUCGAUCGGAUGGUCGCACCUCUGAGAUUCCUGUCGCCAAGCAAGCGACUGGCCUCGCUUCACGGACACGCGUCCUUUGAGCGAUAUGGAGGAGCAUCCAAAGGAUUUGGCUACCUGCGGGAGGCCAGCAAGAUCUACUCUCCUCCGCUCAUUGGUGUCGUUGCCACCCGCGACCCGUCUUGUCGAGAUGGUGGAAAUCUAGUGAUCCAGAUGGCCCUCGACGGGUCUGUGUUUGUCGGGAGCCACACGGAGGUGAGCAGCGCCCGGCUGACAGAACCCGGCUUUGAAGCACCGGACGACCCAAGCGAAUACUCGCCCCACCAGAUCGAGGCCGCUGUUUGCGCACACGAAGUCAAGGAUUUGGCCACCCCCACGUCGCCUCAAGAUCAAAGCGCCAACAUCGUGAGCGUGUCGCACUCGAUCCAGUUUGUAGAGGCUGCACUAUUCAGUCCAAGCACGCCGUCGCCUCGGUCACUCAGUUCAGGCCACCGUAUGGAUGCUGCCGUGGACUUGCUUUCCAGCGCAAACAACCAAACUCUCUUCGAAGCCGAGGCUGCGUCUCGGAACACAGCUGUAUCGUAUGACCAAGAUCACCAGCCGAUCAUACCGUCGGCAUCCACCCCUUACUUGCUUGAAAACGACGACAUGGUGGCGGAGCUUCAAGCGGGUAUCGAAAUCGACGAUCCCACUCGGCGGGUCAUCACACGAUGCUACGACUGGCGUGUCCCAUCACCAAAGCCCGCAGGUGUUGCGCAUGCUCGCGGCAGGUCCCUGGAUGAUAUCCGGCGUGAGCUCAAAGCAGCUUUCUUUGGCAACCCACAGUCGACUGAUCACCUCGGCGGAGAGAGUCUUGCUGCAGUCGACAUGACGGACCCAGAGCAAGAUAUCCUCGCCCGGGUGGCCCACGACGUGUACUUGGCAAGCCGGGUCUGCUCCCACGGGCGAACCACCCUCGAAGCCAUUCCGUUCAGCGACGAAAGUGAAGCCCCGUUCUCCGAGAGCGAGCCGGAACGAGCCAGCAGUGUCGCAUCGGCAGGAUCGCGGUUGUCGCAGUCUUCGAAUCGCUGGAGACGCAAGACCCAGUCCGGCAACAGGUCCCAUCCGUCCGCAUCCUCCGGCGAGGAUUCGACAAACUCGAUGGGAUCGGCCACUUCCGCAGCCUCACUUGCUGCCCGCCGGGCCGACAAAACCGUCAGCAAGGCAUUCCCUCCCCAGAUCAUGUCGUCGCCCCAUAUGAGAGAGCCGACUCCUCUAUCCUCAACGGCUCUGUCGCUGCGCGAUCGCUGGAUGAACUCGACACGAUACUACAACUCUCACGAGGGUCGGGAGCUGCUGGUCUAUUCACGCCCGCUCACGAGCCACCACAAGAGAAUGAACCGCACCCGAAGGGCCGAGGACGAGCUGUCGCAGCAGAAGGUCUUGGAGCUCCUGGAGGCCAAGCAAAGCCGCUCUGUCGCCCCGGCGGUCGUCAGCAGCCAACGGUCGGUCCUGUCCCAAAGCCAGCGGUCUGUGGACGCAGCCUCCCAGGACGAUCCGUUUCCAGGCUCGUUCUCGCUCUCGCAGGUUACCGGAGGCCGAGCUUCCAUCGCAUCCGAGAGGGGAUCUCAGUCUGGCUCACAGCAGAGGAUGUCCAUGGGCUCACAGCAGAGGAUGUCCGUGGGCGGCGGCCAGAUAGGAUCGCAGACUACGCCCAAGAAGAAACGCAAAUCGGGCUUCUGAUUGUCGUCACUGCGGCCCUGUCCAGCAAAUAGAUGGCGAUUUGCUCUUUGCACACUGCAGCAUACAGUUGCCCGGCGGGAUGAUGUUGGCUUCAGUUCGUGGCGGAAUGGGCACCCGAAGGUUUUGGUCGAGUUUGUCGGGCAGCUUUUCAUGAGAGCAAGCCGAAACCGGGGUGGAAACACCUUGCCAUCCCGACAAUCCCCGACAGGACGAGGCGGGGCGAUGCAG